GGGGAUUUUCUUACUGCUGCACGUUUCCAUGGAGACACACUAGCUGGAGUGGAUCUGCAAGGAAGUGCUUUCCCCCGCUGCCAGUGCCAACCAGGCUGGGGUAGCAGAGCGUGGGAGAGAGAAAGAGGGAGGGAGAUGGGUUAACUGCACUGCUGAAGUUCCCUCGCUUUUUGUCUGAAGCAGGCCUGUGGCGUCCAUUUUCCAAUUUUCACCGAAGCAUUCAUCACACAGCCCACUGCAGCGCGGACCAGAGAGGGGAGCUGAGACCGGCCGAGGGAUGUGUUGAGGGGUGUGACUGCCACACUGACUGCUAUGACAGGGAGGCAGCUAGCCAACGAGAGUACAGAAUGAAGAGCAAGUCAAGCACUUCACCGUCUCCUCCACCCAAAAAGAAAAAGAAGAAGAAAUCUGGACACAGGAGAAGCCGUUUUGAGAGCUCUUCAUCACCGCGGAAAGAAAAGAAGAAGAGAAGUGGAAAGAAGCACAAACGAGACAGGUCUGCUUCUGGUUCCAGGAAGAAACGUCGAUACAGAUCUGGGAGCCCAAAGAACAAACAGAAAGACAAGAACAAGCACAGAAAGAGAUCCCCUGUCGAAUCCCCCGGCAGGUCACACCGAAGAGGGAGCUGCUGCAGCUCUCGCAGUGCCUCGCUGUCUUCAGUGUGCAGCUUAUCUAAAUCUCCUAGCAGACAAACUCCCAAGCACAGAGCGGAUGGGCAUAGGGCUUACUGCUCCCCUUCUAGCCGCAGUGUGUCUCCCUCGCCCGCCCGAGGAAGCCAGCCCUCCACCCCCUGGCAGAAUGGAAAUCGGGACCCCACCAGGAAUGGACGAGAGGACGGGGGAAACGAGCUCCCUGCAGAGAAAACCCACGAUAGGUUUACACUGUCCGCCUCUCCAAGGGUUCAGCCCAAGCUUACCUCUGUGUCCCCACGGCCGAAAGACAACAAGGUGCAAAAAGUAAUCUCUAGGAGUCCUGGAAAUAUGUCCCCCGCUCCCGGAGAGGGCUAUUCCGCUGAGUAUGCUGGGAGGCAUCGUUCCAGAUCCAUAUCAUCCAGCAAGCGCAGUGAGCGACAGAGGACUGCAGCUGAGACACACAGAGAGCCAGGACACUCCCCAAGCCAUACCGGCUGCAGCAGCGACUCAGCACACUCACAGCUCAGCCUCUCACAAAAGAGUAAAAGAAUGCAGUUGAAAAAGGCAAAGGACUUGCACGCCAUGCAGCGGCAUCACAGAGUCCGUGUCGUCGGUAGAAACAAGAGUUCCUCAACGUCGCCGCUCAAACGCGAGAAACGCGGCCGACACGACUCGGAGAGGAAGAAGAGCGCGCCUCGCAGCCUGCGCCAGCGGAGCAGCUCCUGCAGCAGCAGCCGCUCCCCCUCCCGCUCCCCCUCCCGCGAUCGGAGGAGCAAAUCCAAGUCCCCACACUCCAGACAAAACACGUCCAGAGAAAAAGACAGUGAGGCCAAAGCACACCACACUGAUAGCGAGGCCAGAGCCAGGAGACGUUCAAGAAGUUAUUCUCCGAUCAGAAAGAGGAGACGGGACUCGCCCAGCUUCAUGGAGCCAAGGAGGAUUACGAGGUACGACAGAAAUUCAUGCUUGUGAAGUUCACUGUUGGUGAAGCCUGUUGAUAUAUAUUCUGUCCUCAACAAUAGUGAAUUUUUAAAUAUACCCAUUUUUACUGGCUGGUUUAGUCUAUUGUUAUGGCUUGGUGCCUAGCAGCAUAUGAUAUUGUCAGUAAUGUUUUUUAUUUUGUGAUUGCCUGUAUUCCUUUGUAGUGAUUCUGAUGUUUUAUCUGUGGAAAUUCAAACUUUCCAUCCACUAACAUGUUUUAAGAGACGGACCAAAGCAAUGUUAUAGUAAAACUGGCUGGAAAAUGUAACCUUGAGAAUAACAAGAGUCUACAUAAUCAGCAGCAGUCUAGCCAUAUUCAUUACUAUAUACACUUCAGGAAAAAUUACCAUAUUGUUUUCAUACAAUAUAUGGUAAAACUGAGCGAAGUAGGCAAAUGUUUUGCCACUGAAAAUGCACAUCUUGACUGAUAUAAUGCAUGCUCUAAAAAUAGUGCUUGUAAAGAUCUGCCAUCUGCAUUUUAGAUAUAGGUUUGUUCAAGACCUUUCGCUUUUCAGCCAAGUGGAUAAAUUAACAUUAUUGGGUGAAUUUAUUAAGGCAGUAAGAGCCCUACGGAUUCUGUCAUUAACGUGUCUUUGUAUGUAAUGUGUUGAAAAUAGCCAGCCAAGCAACUUGUGACUCAAUGAAUUAUUCAUAGUCCUACCAGAGCUCUCCCAAACUAUUCUGAGUUCCUCAUGUAAUAUAAUAGAUGUGUAAAGUAAAGUAAGGCAAAGGUCAAGUCUGUCCCCUGGAUAUUAAAAAGCAUGUGCCUCAGCCUAACCAGCACAGUGCAAUUAGCGUCUUUGAUUUUGCACCUGGGGACCUACCAUUUGCCAAUCU
Molecule: messenger RNA, 2450 nt
Organism: Polyodon spathula (Mississippi paddlefish)
Lineage: Eukaryota; Metazoa; Chordata; Actinopteri; Acipenseriformes; Polyodontidae
Gene: srrm3
Product: serine/arginine repetitive matrix 3
Exons: 11
Coding region: 348-1604 (418 amino acids)
Molecular function (GO): mRNA binding
Source: RefSeq, a predicted model, not a curated record